Molecule: messenger RNA, 1842 nt
Organism: Chrysoperla carnea
Lineage: Eukaryota; Metazoa; Arthropoda; Insecta; Neuroptera; Chrysopidae
Product: J domain-containing protein DDB_G0295729-like
Exons: 2
Coding region: 1-1842 (613 amino acids)
Source: RefSeq, a predicted model, not a curated record
AUGCAUUGUUCACGUCAUUGUUUAGAAGUCAGCACUUUAAGUGCAAAAAAAUUGUUAUACUCACAUGCAAAAUAUUUCAAACGAUUUUAUGGUGAUGGUAUUAAAGUAACGAAAGCGAAAAAUAAAAAUUUAAUAAAUGAUAAACCAACGUUACGUAAUAAAUUACCAUUAAGUAUUCAAUCGUUAAUACAAGAGGCUGAAAUCGAAACGACCAUUGUAUCGAAUUUAGUGAAUUAUAAUUGUAAGCCACAAUUAAAUCGUGGUGAGAAUAAAUUCGAUGUUGUUGUCGAACAAAUUCGAAAUAAUGAUAAGAGUUCAUUAAUUUCGACGGAUGUUUACGAUGAAGAUAUUACUGAAAAUGAAGAUCAAACGACAGUCGUUUCAACACAAAGUAAACAGAAGAAAGGAAGGGAAGACACAACAAUUGAACAGGGGGCCAUUGAACAACUAUGCCAGGAAGAUGUCAACAAUGUCCUCGAAAAGUACGACAAUUCUAAAGUGAUGUGCGAACGUAGUGAUACUCCAAGAGAUGGAUCUACUACCAACGCUGAUAGCAUCCUCAAAUCAACGAAUGUUUCUUUUAACAUGCAAAAUAAUUUAGAAACUAGUCAAGAUUUAGAAUCGAGUAAUUUUGGCAAAGAAAUAUAUAAUAUUGAAUCUAAAACACAACAUCAAGAAGAUACUACCGAAAAUGACGAAAAAUUAAUUGAGGAUAUAUCACCUCUGAAAUUUGAACAUUUGUUAAAAAGAGAAAAUUUAUUAAAUAAAAAAUUAUUAGAAAAUAUAUCACCAUUGGAGGAUUUAUCAGUAAAUGUGCCUGUAAAAAAGGCAGAAGAAUUAAAAACAAAUUUUGCUAAUCAAAAGAAAGAAUUAGAACAAAUAGAAAAACAUCCACAUGAAUCAUCUUCAACCACAUCGGAAACAAGUAAGCAAAUCUUAUAUAAUCAAUCAGUUCUAAGACAUAAACCAGAAGAUGUUAUUAAACCUUUACCGCAUCGACAAAAUGUAAUGAAAUUUUUUGAUGACAAGUACAAUCGAACUAUGGAACCAUCACCACCAGUGAAAACAGAAUCCUCAAUUGGAACUGCUGAAAUGUUUUUUACAGAAGUAGUUAAUACUAAAAAAUUACCACUUGUUGACGAAGAAGACGAUUUGAAAACUGAAGAUCCAAAAAUUACUGAGAAUGAAACAAAAAUUGAACCAUUUCAAAAACUUACCUCAAACCAUUUACAUGGCCAGUAUAAACGGCAGGAACAAAAAAAUCAUACUAAUGAAAUCUUACGUCAUUUUAAGAAUAUGAUGAAUCCAAAGAAAGUAAGUAAAAUAAAUAUGAAGGAAAUUGUUUCGCCAAAACCGGAUCAUUUAGGUCAAAUGGUUGUUGAUUGUUUAAAUGGUAGUUUUACUGGAAAAAGUACUAUGAAAAAAUUAUCAUUAAAGCAGGUACAAAUGUUAGCUGAUGAAAUGAAUCAAAUUGCACAACAAAAACGUUUUGAACAACGAAAAUUUGUACCAUUUAAGGUAAAUCUACAAGAUUUGAAUGUAAAUCAACCAUCAUCACCACGUAAUGAAAUCAAUACUUCUAUUCCUGAAAUGAAAACGUUUGAAAUAAAUGCUAACCCUACGUUAAAUUCAUUUAAAAUUGAAGAGAAAACUGUAACAUCACCAAAUGUUGAUGAUAAUAAUACAAACAUAAAUAAUGAUACUUGGAGAAAAUGGUUCCAAAAAUCGAAAAACACUAAAGAAAAUAAUAAUAGUGAUAGCAAAAUUAUUGGAAAGAUGAUGCGACCAAUAAAACCACCAAUAGAAGGUCGGCGUGAAACGAUUGGUUUUAAACGUCCAUAG